Messenger RNA from Auxenochlorella protothecoides, 927 nucleotides. Its product is annotated as WW domain-containing oxidoreductase. The record is from RefSeq and is a predicted model, not a curated record. Bases 1 to 927 code for a protein of 308 amino acids. The transcript has 4 exons. NCBI's taxonomy places the organism in Eukaryota, Viridiplantae, Chlorophyta, Trebouxiophyceae, Chlorellales, Chlorellaceae.
AUGUCGCGAUUCAGCUCCAGAAGCACCGCACAAGAUGUUGUGCGCGGCGUAGACCUCACCGGCAAGGUCGCGGUCGUGACGGGGGGUAACGCCGGUAUAGGCGUUGAAACCGUGCGUGCGUUGGCAGGAGCCGGCGCAGAUGUCGUAUUCACGUCAAGGAAUGUGGAGGCGGGCAAUAAAGUUGUCGAUCGGCUGCAGGCGGAAGGAGUGAAGGGUAAGCUCACGGUAAAGCAGCUAGACCUGGCCUCCCUGAAUGACAUCCAGUCGAGGGUGGAGGCCAUCCAAGCCGCAGCACCUGUCAUUGACUACCUGAUCCUCAACGCUGGGGUGCUGAGCGGCCCCGCAAAGACAAAGGAAGGGUUUGAAAUGUCCAUUGGCACUAAUCAUAUUGGGCACUUUCACUUCACCAAGUGUCUCCUCCCAAAAUUGAAGAAGCAGGGUCGCCCAGCACGUGUGGUGGUGCUUUCUUCCCGUGCUCACUUUGGUGCCCGUGAUCUGCCGAUGGAUGACCUGAACUGGGAGCGCCGCAGAUAUAGCGCCUGGCCUGCCUACAACGCCUCCAAGCUCUGCAACCUGCUGUUUGCCAAGGAGCUGGCGCGCAGGACUAGAGAGGCGGGCGAUGACAUCGAGGUCUUUGCAUUGCACCCUGGUGUCAUCGGCACGAGCCUCUUCAGUGGGGAGUCAUUGUCCAACUUUGCGGUGCGCAUUGCCAAGGCCAUCCCCUUCUUUCCGCUGCUGAAGUCCCCCGAGCAGGGAGCUGCAACAAGUGUCUAUGCUGCCACAUCCCCUGAGCUCAACGGCCAGAGCGGAGCCUACCUGUCCGAUUGCAAGGUGACAGGGACGAGUGUGCUAGGCCAGGAUGCCAACCUGGCAAAGCAGCUGUGGGAGAAGACAGAAGAGAUGAUUGCUGGCGCCCUCCGUUCCUGA